Messenger RNA from Hemicordylus capensis (graceful crag lizard), 1773 nucleotides. RefSeq names its product keratin, type II cytoskeletal 5-like. NCBI's taxonomy places the organism in Eukaryota, Metazoa, Chordata, Lepidosauria, Squamata, Cordylidae. The coding region runs from base 1 to 1773 and encodes 590 amino acids. The transcript has 9 exons. The record is from RefSeq and is a predicted model, not a curated record. Gene Ontology annotation, molecular function: structural constituent of skin epidermis. Gene Ontology annotation, biological process: intermediate filament organization; keratinization. Gene Ontology annotation, cellular component: keratin filament.
AUGAGUAGGCAAUUCAGUUCUAGGUCUGGGAGUGGGAUCAGGUCUUCCAGUGGCUACACUUCUUCGACCUUUGUCACUCCUGGUGGGACAAAAGGCAGCUUCAGUUCAGUUUCUUUAGCCCGAAGUGGGAGAGGAAGUGUAGGGGUAGGUGGUGGCUUUGGUAGCAGAAGCCUCUACAACUUAGGGGGUACCAAGAGCAUCUCCAUUGGUAUUGGUGGUGGUGGUGGUGGAGGCUUCUGGAGUGUUGGAUAUGGUAGUGGUGGUGGGAUUGGUGGAGGAGGUGGACUUGGUGGAGAUGGAUUUGGAGCUGGGGGAUUUGGAGCUGGGGGAUAUGGUGGUGCAUUAGGGAUGGGAAGCUGCUUUGCUGGUGGAAGAAUGGGCCCCAUGGUUCCUCCUGGGGGCAUCCAGCAAGUGACUGUCAACUCCAACCUCCUGUCACCACUGAAUCUAGAGAUUGACCCAGAGAUCCAAAAGGUACGUGUGCAAGAAAGGGAGCAGAUCAAGAGCCUCAACAACAAAUUUGCUUCAUUCAUUGACAAGGUACGGUUUCUGGAACAGCAGAAUAAGGUUCUGGAGACAAAGUGGAACCUCUUGCAGCAACAUGGCAGCACAGCCACAAAGGUCCACCUUGAAUCCAUUUUUGAGGCAUACAUCAAUAGCCUCAGGAGGCGACUGGCUAUCCUGACAGAUGACCGGGGGAGGCUAGACGGAGAGCUGAGAAAUGUACAGGAUCUUGUUGAAGAUUCUAGAAAGAAUUAUGAAGAUGAAAUCAACAAGCGCACAGCUGCCGAAAAUGAUUUUGUUGCUAUAAAGAAGGAUGUAGACGGUUCCUUCAUGAACAAAGUGGAGCUUCAAGCAAAGGGAGACGGCCUGAGAGAUGAGCUAAACUUCCUGAGGGCCCUCUUUGAGAUGGAAAUGGCUCAAAUCCAAGAACAGAUUAGUGAGACCAAUGUCGUCCUACAAAUGGACAACAGUAGAGAUCUGGAUCUCAACAGCAUCAUUGCUGAAGUGAAAGCACAAUAUGAAGACAUAGCCAACAGGAGCCGAUCUGAGGCAGAAGCAUGGUACCAAAGCAGGUUCCAGGAACUUCAGAACACAGCCUCUACUCAUGGUGAUGACCUGAAAAACAUAAAAAAUGAGAUGGCAGAGCUGAAUCGAAUGCUUCAGAGACUGAAAGCAGAAAUUGAUAGUGUAAAGAAACAGAUUGCCAGGCUCCAAGCAGCUAUAGCUGAUGCUGAACAACGAGGGGAGCAGGCCCUGAAAGAUGCCAGGGUGAAACUCAAUGAACUGCAACAUGCCCUACAAACUUGCAAAGAUGACCUGGCCCGACUUCUGCGGGAUUAUCAGGAGCUGAUGAACGUCAAAAUGGCCCUGGAUGUUGAGAUUGCUAUGUACAGGACUCUGCUGGAAGGAGAGGAAUGCAGGAUGUCUGGAGAACAUGCUGCCCCUGUGAGCAUAUCGGUGCUCAGCAGCUCUUCUACCAUGGGCGGAAGUGGUGGUGGAGGUCGAAUGAGCAGUGGAGGUUUCAGCCUAGGUGGAGGCGGUGGAGGCAGCAGCCUUAGUCUUGGAAUGGGUGGUGGAAUGGGUGGUGGUGGUGGAGGAGGUGGUGGUGGUGGUUUUGGUGUCGGCAGUGGGAUCACUGCUGGAGGGAGCAGCUUUAGUGCUGGAAGUGCACGAGGCUAUGGAGAGGGACUGAGUGCUGGAGGAGGAGGUAGCUCAAGUGUAAAGUAUGUCUCAUCAACCUCAUCAUCAAGCAGGAAAGUAGUCAGAUAA